AUGACACUAUAUGCUAAGUUUGUUAAGCCUGCCUUCGAUGAUUUUAUUCUUCCAUCCAAAAAGUAUGUUGACAUAAUCAUACCUCGUGGGGGAGAUAAUCGUGUAGCAAUUGACUUGAUCGUUCAACAUAUCCGCACUAAGCUUGGCCAACAUAACCUCUGUAAGAUAUAUCCAAAUUUACAUGUGAUACAAUCUACUUUCCAGACUAGAGGCAUGCACACUCUUAUUCGGGAUACAGAAAUAUCCAAGCAUGACUUUGUUUUUUAUUCAGAUCGGCUAAUUCGUUUGGUUGUGGAAGAUGGUCUUGGUUACUUGCCAUUUACAGAAAAACAAGUUAUCACACCUACAGGAUCAAUUUAUAUUGGAGUUGAUUUUUGUAAGAAACUGUGUGGAGUAUUUGUUAUUCGAAGUGGUGAAAGCAUGGAAAAUGCUUUACGUGCAUGCUGUAAAGGAAUAAAAAUAGGAAAAAUUCUCAUCCACCGUGGAGGUGAUGAAACUCAGCUUAUUUAUGAGAAGCUCCCUAAAGACAUUUCAGAGAGACAUGUUCUUCUCAUGGACCCAGUACUUGGCACAGGUCACUACAUAAGAUUGGAAAACAUUAACAAUCAUGUUCGAAUGUACAAAUCCUUAUCGUGGUACUCUCAGGCUGGGACUCCUAUUGUUAAAGUCAAUACUUCUUAUAAUGCAGAAGGACAUACAUUUUCCUUGGAGAUUAGUCAAGAGAUACCACCAACUCCAGGGCAGUCAGUUAAGGAACCCACAUUUUCCCUUAUUCGAAAAUCUUAA
Vicia villosa (hairy vetch) is the source of this 786-nucleotide messenger RNA. Its product is annotated as uridine kinase-like protein 3. The transcript is spliced from 10 exons. NCBI's taxonomy places the organism in Eukaryota, Viridiplantae, Streptophyta, Magnoliopsida, Fabales, Fabaceae. The record is from RefSeq and is a predicted model, not a curated record. Bases 1 to 786 code for a protein of 261 amino acids. Gene Ontology annotation, cellular component: chloroplast; cytoplasm.